Vollenhovia emeryi is the source of this 2580-nucleotide messenger RNA. RefSeq names its product zinc finger protein 26-like. Gene Ontology annotation, molecular function: RNA polymerase II transcription regulatory region sequence-specific DNA binding; DNA-binding transcription factor activity, RNA polymerase II-specific. The transcript has 5 exons. The record is from RefSeq and is a predicted model, not a curated record. Lineage: Eukaryota; Metazoa; Arthropoda; Insecta; Hymenoptera; Formicidae. The coding region runs from base 178 to 1680 and encodes 500 amino acids. Gene Ontology annotation, cellular component: nucleus. Gene Ontology annotation, biological process: regulation of transcription by RNA polymerase II.
GGGAGUGCGUCCUCCAUGGGGAAUGUAUUCUCCAUGCGCGCGGCUUACCCUCUGCGUCGUUUGUGAGCCACGUUUCUCGCGCGUCGAUAGCCGCGACUUCGAGGUUAUGAACGGUGUUUGUAUAUAAUGUCCCGCAGGUGACGAGGUAACAUCUGCGAGGAUCCUCGCCGUGGUACGAUGAUAACUUGUGCGGCCAGCGGCUGUCUCUCCGUUCCAAGCGCGCGAAUAGACGGCAACCCGAUCGCGUUCUUCCCCUUCCCAGACGACGAUCUGAAAAAGGAUCAAUGGCUCCGCAACUGCGACCUGUUGCCCGGCCAUAAGGAACCGCUGCACCUCUGCGAGCUCCACUUUGAGAGAGUCCACUUCUCCACGUCCGGAGACCUCAAGUACACCGCCGUUCCUACUCUGUUCGGUACAACAAGAGAGUCACCGAGAAAGCAACAAGCGAAGAACACGUUGCAAACGACGCCAUCGAAACAGAGGAAGUUGGAUGAGCAUUCACAUGCUUUGGUGACGCCACCGCAGAGCCCAUCCAUGCAGGAUAAUACUGAGGACUUGCUUAAGUCGGAAAGUAAAACAGACACGUCGAUGGAUCAUGUAAUAGCUAUAAACGGUUCCGCCAUAUCGACAUCCAUAACGCAAGAUAAUUUGGGGAGCCUGAAGACGUAUCGUUUGAUAAUACAGAUUGAUAAAAUACGAAGUAAACCAGCGCCGAAGUGUAAAAAGAUACCGCCCCCGAUAACGCUCAGUAACGACACGAGGGAUCUAAGGAGCGAGAGCGGUGCGGGAAAGAAACUUCGGCCACUGAACAUUAGGCAGUCCUGCGCCAAGGGUAGCUGCAAGCUGAAAAAAUGUAUAUACCAAUCGAAGCUAGCGUUUCAAUGCGAGUUGUGUGAUAAGUACUACUUUCCCAAGACGGAGGAAACCAAGAGCUACUCGUGCAGCAAAUGUCCCAAGACUUUUUCUACCCCGCAAUUGUUAUACACGCACAUCAGAAAGCAUUUUAUGUGCGAUAUCUGUCUAACGGAAUGUAGCAAACAAGUGGCGUUUGACAAGCAUGUAAAAUUGCACGUUAGCACCGACCCGCUGUAUCCAUACAAGUGUCAUCAGUGUUUUAAGAUAUUCGAUGCGAAAGAGGGCGUUAAGCAGCACUGCCUGCUAGAACAUCCUAAAAUUGGUAUACAAAACUUCCUUCAGGUCUCGACACCUUCCGUGGCUGCAAUAGUCCCUCAACAAUAUGAUUAUGUAUGCAUGAAUUGCAAUAUUAGUUUCACAAACGACCAAGCUUACAGGAAUCAUAUAAGUUCUCAUGGAAAGAAAGACAGCUUUACGUGUAACAUCACAAGUGAGCCCAACAACAUAAUACCUGUACCGAAUCCUUUAACCGGGAGUCAAAUGGGCUUUCUUCAAGCGGUGAAGUUCAGUUGUCGUGUGUGCUCUAAACAGUUUGACAAUGUUGCUGAGGUCGACUCGCACACAAGGACUCAUCUGGACGAACCCGAGGAAGAUCUCAAAUGUAACAUAUGUAAGAAGCUUUUCAAGAGCAACGCGGCAUUCAGCGAGCAUCUGAAGCAUCACUUGUCGCGCGCGCAUCCCUGUCCAGUUUGCUCGAAAGCCUUCAUCAAUAAAACUACUUUGAACAUACACCUAAAGACGCAUCCUGCACAGCCGUCGCAGUAACAGGAUUUUACUUUGACGCUUUAUUAUAGGUAUUUUUCGUAAACGCAAUCUUCAAAAGACUCUCAUGUGAAAUAUAAUAGUUACAAAAUUAGUGUCAAUUUGUUACGUCAUUUAUGGUACGUGUGACACGUUGAAUUUUAGUAAUCAAAAUGUUAUUGAGAUUUACACACAUGUUUCUGCUUGUCAAACAUUAAAUCCAAUAACAAAAUGCAAGUGGGACUCUUUCAUUUUAAAUCAAAUUAUUAUGUAUUUGCGUAUAAUUUUUUUAUGACAAAAAAACUUUGAUUUAUUGUUAAUUAACAUCGCUUAUUUUAGAAUUAGAAUAUAAUUACUUGGUCCAUGUACUACCAUACCGCGCAUUUAUGGUGGUGUGGGUGUUAUCGAGUUGUAGGGCGCACCACAAUGGGAUCAGGCAUGUCCGUUGCAUUGCAAAAGACUAUCAGAUUCUAUCCUCUUCCCGUAACAGCUCGGCAACAGCCAAAGCAAUAGGACAAGGUGGUGGGGGAUAGUAGUAGCGCGGUCCAGUAGUAUAUGGUCCAAGUUUGAUUAUCACUUGUGAAAAAGUUUUCAUGAAUUUUAUUUUAUAUCGAUUAUAUGCUCGGUAAAUCUUGAAAGGAAUACCCUCAGCUCCCUCACAUAGAACUAUGCUAGGUUCUAUGCUAAUAAUAAGUUUGAAAUACAGUUUAAUUACACCACUAGAAACAGGAAAGUACAUACGCUUGUAAAUAUGAAGUUUACGUGUUAGGUGAAUAUUACAUUUUUAUUUACAACUUUUAAUAGUUACAUCGGUUUUUUUUAAUGUGUGCAUAUUGUGUACAAUCUAUAUAAAACAAAACUUAAGAGCAUACAUAGUGUAUGUCUGUAUUAUUCUAUGCAAGAAAUAAAUAUUAUAUUACUGCA